AUGCAGCGCGCACUUGCAUCCCGCGCCAGAGCGUCCGCCGCUUCUGCUGCCGCUACUAAGUUCCGCCCCGGUGCCGGCCUGGGACAACAGCUCCGCUUCGCCCACAAGGAGCUGAAGUUCGGUGUUGAGGGCCGUGCGUCCCUGUUGGCUGGUGUUGAGACUCUUGCUAAGGCCGUUGCUACGACACUUGGUCCCAAGGGCCGUAACGUCCUCAUUGAGUCCAGCUAUGGUUCUCCCAAGAUCACCAAGGACGGUGUAACUGUCGCCAAGGCAAUUACCCUCAAGGACAAGUUCGAGAACCUCGGUGCCAGACUCCUCCAGGAUGUCGCCUCCAAGACCAACGAGACCGCCGGUGACGGUACCACGACUGCUACCGUCCUCGCCCGUGCCAUCUUCUCCGAGACCGUCAAGAACGUUGCCGCUGGCUGCAACCCCAUGGACCUGCGCCGUGGUAUCCAGGCCGCCGUCGAUGCCGUCGUCGAGUUCCUCCAGAAGAACAAGAGAGAUAUCACCACCAGCGAGGAGAUUGCCCAGGUCGCCACCAUCUCUGCUAACGGUGACGAGGCUCUCGGCCGCAUGAUAGCCAACGCCAUGGAGAAGGUCGGCAAGGAGGGUGUCAUUACCGUCAAGGAGGGCAAGACUCUGGUCGACGAGCUCGAGGUCACCGAGGGUAUGCGCUUCGACCGUGGUUUCGUCUCCCCCUACUUCAUCACCGACGCCAAGUCCCAGAAGGUCGAGUUCGAGAAGCCCCUGAUCCUCCUCUCCGAGAAGAAGAUCUCUGCCGUCCAGGACAUCAUCCCCGCUCUUGAGGCCUCCACCCAGAUGCGCCGCCCUCUGGUCAUCAUCGCCGAGGACAUCGAGGGUGAGGCUCUCGCCGUCUGCAUUCUCAACAAGCUCCGUGGCCAGCUCCAGGUCGCCGCCGUCAAGGCUCCCGGCUUUGGUGACAACCGCAAGUCCAUCCUCGGUGACUUGGCUGUCCUCACCAACGGUACCGUCUUCACCGACGAGCUCGACAUCAAGCUCGAGAAGGCCACCCCCGACAUGCUCGGCUCCACUGGCUCCAUCACCAUCACCAAGGAGGACACCAUCUUCCUGAACGGUGAGGGCGCCAAGGACGCCAUUGCUCAGCGCUGCGAGCAGAUCCGUGGUGUCAUGAACGACCCCACUACCUCCGAGUACGAGAAGGAAAAGCUCCAGGAGCGUCUGGCCAAGCUCUCUGGUGGUGUCGCCGUCAUCAAGGUCGGUGGCUCCUCCGAGGUUGAGGUCGGUGAGAAGAAGGACCGCUUCGUCGAUGCCCUGAACGCCACCCGCGCCGCCGUUGAGGAGGGUAUCCUGCCCGGUGGUGGUACCGCUCUCAUCAAGGCCUCUGCCCUGGCCCUGAAGGACGUCAAGACCGCCAACUUCGACCAGCAGCUCGGUGUCAGCAUCGUCAAGAACGCCAUCACCCGCCCUGCCCGCUCCAUCGUCGAGAACGCCGGUCUUGAGGGCUCCGUCAUCGUUGGCAAGCUCACCGACGAGUUCGCCUCCGAGUUCAACAAGGGCUUCGACAGCGCCAAGGGCGAGUACGUUGACAUGAUUGCUGCCGGUAUCCUUGACCCCUUCAAGGUUGUCCGCACUGGUCUCGUUGACGCCAGCGGCGUUGCCUCUCUGCUUGGUACCACUGAGGUUGCCAUCGUUGAGGCUCCUGAGGAGAAGGGCCCUGCUGCUCCCAUGGGAGGCAUGGGUGGCAUGGGCGGUAUGGGCGGCAUGGGUGGUAUGAUAGCGACCGUCGCACAGGAGUGCAUAACGGCCUACAACGACCUCAAGCUCUCCAAGAAGUACAAGUACAUCAUCUACAAGCUGUCGGAUGACAACAAGGAGAUCGUCGUCGAGGAGGCUUCGGAGGAUAAGGACUGGGAUAACUUCCGCCAGAAGCUGAUCAACGCUACCUCCAAGACCAAGAGUGGUGCCGUCGGCAAGGGUCCCCGUUACGCCGUCUACGACUUCGAGUACAGCCUUGCUUCUGGCGAGGGUGAGCGCAACAAGAUCACCUUCCUUGCCUGGUCCCCCGAUGAUGCCGGUGUUAUGGCCAAGAUGGUUUACGCUUCUUCCAAGGAGGCUCUCAAGCGCUCCCUGACCGGCAUUGCGACCGAGCUCCAGGCCAACGAUGCCGAUGACAUCGAGUACGACUCCAUCCUCAAGACCGUCAGCAAGGGCAUGGCUGGUUAA
This is a messenger RNA of Colletotrichum karsti, 2208 nucleotides long. RefSeq lists its product as uncharacterized. Bases 1 to 2208 code for a protein of 735 amino acids. The record is from RefSeq and is a predicted model, not a curated record. Lineage: Eukaryota; Fungi; Ascomycota; Sordariomycetes; Glomerellales; Glomerellaceae. Gene Ontology annotation, molecular function: ATP binding; ATP-dependent protein folding chaperone; actin binding. Gene Ontology annotation, biological process: apoptotic mitochondrial changes; protein refolding; actin filament depolymerization. The transcript is spliced from 7 exons. Gene Ontology annotation, cellular component: mitochondrial inner membrane; mitochondrial matrix; actin cytoskeleton.